This is a messenger RNA of Branchiostoma belcheri (Belcher's lancelet), 1451 nucleotides long. RefSeq names its product CMP-N-acetylneuraminate-poly-alpha-2,8-sialyltransferase-like. The record is from RefSeq and is a predicted model, not a curated record. Gene Ontology annotation, molecular function: alpha-N-acetylneuraminate alpha-2,8-sialyltransferase activity. Gene Ontology annotation, biological process: N-glycan processing; oligosaccharide metabolic process. The coding region runs from base 174 to 1397 and encodes 407 amino acids. NCBI's taxonomy places the organism in Eukaryota, Metazoa, Chordata, Leptocardii, Amphioxiformes, Branchiostomatidae. The transcript is spliced from 7 exons.
UUGGGUGCGCCGUGUAUUCAAUCACACUGACCUCUCACACCGAUCCCGAACAACGAGCUUUAAAUAUCAUCGACCUUUUGUUGACAACGUGACCCAGCCCAAACGAGAAAAAAAAUGGCGCUCACAGAACAACUAGGCCAUGGCAACGAGAAAAAGGCGCGUGUACCGGUAUCAUGAAAUAUUUACUAGUACCAGCACAGCGUUUUUGGAAAGGACUACCGACGACGUUUCUAAGCAUGGACUCGGACUCGCUCGGUCGACUGCCGAGGGUGACGUUACAGAGACUAGGACUCGCCAUGUCCUUCCUGGUCCUACUGAACUUCUUCCUCAGUUUCCAAGACGUCGUGAAGGUAGAGAUACGUCUCAGAAGACGCGAGCAUACCUGGCUGACGUACCACAGAGUUAACGAUUCUGGCGAUCUCAAGUCUUACAACAAAACAUCGUCCAACAAUCGCUCCCGGGAUGCUUUGCGGCCCAAGUAUCACACCGUUGAGUCUCUGAUGGCGCCAAUCGACGUCAGCACUUGGAAAGUAAACAGCACAGAAGUACAGCACUGGAGACGAUACAUCACUCAGUAUUUCGACCCGGAAAAAGACUUCACCGUUCUGAAGUCCCAGUACAAAGUGGGAGAUACCGUGAAGUACGAGGUUUCCGUCCGGGACAGAUGUAACAUCACGGAGGAACUGCACCGCAACAUGCCGGAAGUCAACCCUUUGGCGGGAAAGCGCUUCCGGAAGUGCUCCGUGGUGGGGAAUUCUGGGAUACUUCUCAACAGCGGCUGUGGUCGCGACAUUGACUCGGCCGACUUUGUCAUCAGGUGUAACUUGGCCCAAACCCUGCCCUACGUCCAUGACGUCGGCAUUAAACACAGCCUGACGACCAUGAACCCCUCGGUGAUGAGUCACGACUACAGGUAUCUGGACCAGAACGAAACCGUCAAGGCCAGGUUCGUGGACAGACUGCGACAACUCGGGGACUCCAUCUUCUACCAGUUCGCCUUCGUCAACAAGAACGGCAGGGAUUACAUGCAGUGGACCAACGAGAUCAUACUCAACGAGAGUCUACCGGUUAGAAGCGUCUUUCCACCGCGGAAUUGCAACGGUUUGAUUAGAAAAGUUUGGAGCAGGACGAGAGAGUUCCAGUUCAAGCGUCCUUCCUCAGGCAUGUACAUGAUCACGGUGGCUCUGACAAUAUGUGACGAGAUCCACGUCUACGGCUACUUUCCCUUCAAGGAGGACCACCGCGGCAACCGGCUAAGGUACCACUACUACGACCACAGGCGGUACGCAACGGGCGGUCUACACGCCAUGCCGGAGGAGUUCCGGGCCCUGAGGAUGCUGCACGACAGAGGAGUCCUCAGACUCCACAACGACAGAUGUAGACAUUUACCUGAUUAGGCCACAGCAAGUAAUUAUUAUGGAUGUCAUCAACGCGCGCAUUAAUUUUUGCCU